CGCAGCAUCCUCAUCCCGCGGCACUCCGGACAUUCCCCGCCGCGGUGCGAGGGAAGAGGGAUCCCGUCCGACGCCGCCCGACUCGAGAACAGUUUCGUUCGGUCGCCCAGACCUUCCCGGGGCUAGAUCGCGGCCGCCCUUCGUAGCUCCUGGCCACUUUGCUCCCUCCCUCCCGCGUCUGGCUUUCGAGGGCACAGCCCUCCCGCAGCUGGAGGUUCGCCGGCGAUCGAGCCAUUCAUCCAUCCGUCCACCCAUCCAUCCACCCACCCCUCUAUCCAUACCCCGCAUCAUGAGUUCCCCGCUAAAGCGAGCCCCCCUGCUCAGCUCUCUGCUAAAGCGGCGAGGUCCUGGGAGCGCGCCGGCUUUCCCGCAGCAGCAACAGCUGCUGCCCACUUCGUCCGUGUGCGCCUUGGAGCCCAAGGCUCAGGUGCCCUCUUGCCCCAGGCACGCUCCCCACUCGCUUUCUGCCCUGCCCGGUCCCACCAAGUGGCCUCUGAUGGGCAGCUUCUUAGACAUCCUCUGGAAAGGGGGCCUCAAGAAACAGCACCAGACGCUGGCUGAGUACCACCAGAAGUUUGGCAAGAUCUUCCGCAUGAAACUUGGGAGUUUUGACUCAGUUCAUAUAGGCGCACCCUGUCUGCUAGAGUCUCUCUACCGGAAAGAGAGCACCUACCCACAGCGCCUGGAGAUUAAGCCCUGGAAAGCCUAUCGGGAUUACCGUAAAGAGGGCUAUGGGCUACUUAUCCUGGAAGGGAAGGACUGGCAGAGAGUAAGAAGUGCAUUUCAGAAGAAACUAAUGAAGCCCACGGAAAUUUUGAAGUUGGACACUAAAAUCAAUGAGGUCCUAGCUGAUUUUACGCAUCAAAUGGACGUGCUCUGUAACAAGAAUGGAGAAAUAGAAGAUUUAUAUUCUGCGUUGAACAAGUGGUCAUUUGAAAGUAUUUGCCUGGUGCUGUACGGGAAAAGGUUUGGACUUCUGCAACAGGACGUAGAGGAGGAAAGUUUGAACUUUAUCAAGGCUAUAAAAACGAUGAUGAGCACUUUUGGAAAGAUGAUGGUGACACCAGUCGAACUCCAUAGAAGUCUAAAUACUAAAGUUUGGCAAGCUCAUACAAAUGCAUGGGAUAAUAUAUUUAAGACAGUGAAAUGCUCUAUUGACAGCAGGCUGAAGAAACACUCUGCAAAUCCCUCUGAAGACUUCCUUUGUGACAUCUACUUUGGGAGUCAGCUUUCGAAGAAAGAACUAUAUGCUGCUAUUACAGAGCUUCAGAUUGCUGGGGUUGAAACGACUGCCAACAGUUUACUUUGGGCUCUUUACAACAUCUCCUGCAAGCCGGAUGUCCAGGCAAAACUCUUUGAGGAGAUACAGAAUGUGGUUUCACCUGGAGAAGACCCAAAUGGUGAACACCUGAAAAAAAUGCCCUAUUUGAAGGCGUGCCUGAAGGAAUCUAUGAGGUUAACACCUUCGGUGCCAUUUACCACUCGAACCCUUGACAAAGAAACAGUCCUUGGAGAUUAUGCUCUUCCAAAAGGGACUGUGUUGAUGAUUAACACUCAUGCUCUGGGAUGCAAUGAAGAAUAUUUCAGUAACUGGAGUCAAUUUCAGCCAGAGCGUUGGCUGCAAAAAAGCAUCCAUCCAUUUGCUCAUGCUCCAUUUGGCAUUGGAAAAAGGAUGUGCGUUGGGCGCCGACUGGCAGAGAUGCAACUUCAGUUAGCUCUCUGUUGGCUUAUACGGAAGUAUCAGAUUGUAGCAACUGAUGACAAGCCAGUAGAAACCCUCCACUUAGGAAUCCUCAUCCCCAACCGAGAACUUCCCAUUGCAUUCAAACGACGCUAAGAUUCUGUUGGAGGAGCAGUGGACCUUUUUGAUAGACAACACUCUUGAAUUCUCGGAUUCCCAGGUCCUGCUAGAGCCUAGUUAUAUUUUGAGCAAUGUGUGUUGACAGCAAGGAGAGAACAAAAGGAUCCCUAAGCUAGCUUGGAGGCAAAUCAGUCACGCUAUGUUGAGCACACCUAAGCAGUCAGUUCACAUUAUUGUAAAAGCCAAACCCAUUGCAAAGGUAUGCAGUGGAAGGAUGGCAGAAUUAAAACUUGGCAGAUGACAAUAGAUUUUUUUCAUAUAGUCUUGGCAAGAAAGAAAGAUCCAUUCUUUUUGAUCUGCUGGUGUGAGAUGUACAGUUCUCAGAUCAGUCUACCCAUGCUGUUAAUGUUUGUAGGAAAACAAUGAUCAGAAAGAGAUGGGAUAAGUCUCUGAGUUCACUCUUGACUCAGGAUGGAAAUGCCGGAGGAGAAAUUUUGCUCUGCCUGUUCCCCAAUUCCUGAUGGAAUUUAAAAUGAAGACCUUUGCCUGCAAGGGGGGGUCACAUGAUUGGGAAGGGGAGGGAAGCAUUCUGAGGGAUGGACUUUGUUUAGAUGUUCAUAAAGGGAAGAAUGGCAGUAAUAGAUGUACUUCCAUUUCUGCAUUAGAGUAGGAGAACUGUGUUAGUCUAUGGUGAUAAGAAAUCUGGAAUGAUGUUUGUAGAAAUGCACAAAGGCUGUAUUUGGAAAACAAAGUAUGUCUGACUCUCACUGAUGUUGCAUUCUUGCAACUACUGGCCCCUUUAGUAAACUGAGUAACUAUAUACGGAGAUGUAUCACACAUACACAGGCACGCACACACAUAGACACAGACACAGGUUUGCAGGCAGACAGAACAAUGACUCACAUCAUGGAAUGCAUACCACCCAGAUUGUUAUGCAGCCCUUCAAGGUGUUACAUACUUUGGAGAACAAAACAAAUAACUUGGGCUUGGACAUGCGGAGCUAUGUUUAAAGAUGCACUUGAUGACUCCAUUAUCCAAUAAGAUAAUACAGGCAGACCAGUACAAUGUAUGUCUUACCAGAUCAUACCCAGCCCCUAAGUUAUUUGUAGCAGCCCAACAAGGGUCCUAUAAUUUUUUUUCCCCCCCUUUUGCUGGCUGAGGAGUUGACUCUGUCAUUAGAUAAACUGAUGCAACUUCCUCAAGUGGCAGAUAUUGGGGGGAGCAAUGGCAGUUCUGGCCAUUCCCUUCUCUCCAUUGUAGAUGCUCCUCACAACCUGUCCUUCACCUAUUAAGCCAUCCAUCAGCUGUUCAUAUGUGGAAUGUAGCAGAGGGAGACAGGCUGCCAUCUUUCCCAAAGCCAACAAAUGUGUCUUGGGCUGGCCAUGGCUGCUUUUGUGGGAAGGCAAGAUCAUGACCUUUUAACUGCCUUUAAACAAAGAGUAAACAAAUUGUUCAGUACAGUGUUGUACAAGUUCCAUAUAGGUUCAUCAUCUCUGAACAGAGAGCAACAAGAUGGGAUUCAUUUUGCAUCCUUCUCACGGGCCUCUGAACCACCGCUGUUGGAAAUCGGAUGCUAGCCUGAUUAGACAUUCAGUCUGGUCCAGCAGGGCUCCACUUAGGUUUCUGAAUUCAGGCUGAUGUGUCAAAAAUUAUGCAGAUUGGAACAUCAGCCUUACAACAUUCCAUAGAAUAUAAGGAUUAUAGUUCCCAGGUAUUUUCUCCUAUUCCUUUUGUCAUAGUUUCCUUCUUAUUUUGUUUGUACAUGUUUUUUAAUUGUAUUUGUUUUUUUAAAAAAGUAAAUGUGUUUCUUAAGACCUGUAUAUUUUGAAGAAUUGUCAACAGCUUAUUUUCUCUACAGAAUGUCUUGUUUUUUUAAAGCCAAUGUUAACAUCCAUUUCAUCAUUGAUAGUUAAACCCACUCUUCUGAGAAUUUUGUAAUAAAAAGAA
Python bivittatus (Burmese python) is the source of this 3748-nucleotide messenger RNA. It is a transcript of the gene CYP24A1, whose product is annotated as cytochrome P450 family 24 subfamily A member 1. Lineage: Eukaryota; Metazoa; Chordata; Lepidosauria; Squamata; Pythonidae. The record is from RefSeq and is a predicted model, not a curated record. Gene Ontology annotation, biological process: C21-steroid hormone biosynthetic process; cortisol metabolic process; cellular response to peptide hormone stimulus. Gene Ontology annotation, cellular component: mitochondrial inner membrane. Gene Ontology annotation, molecular function: oxidoreductase activity, acting on paired donors, with incorporation or reduction of molecular oxygen; iron ion binding; monooxygenase activity.